CAUUAGUUGCUGCAAGCUUUCCCUAGGCUAUAAUCGCCGAGUCCGCCAGUUGCUCACAGUCGGAGGAAGCAAGUGCAUCUAGCGGAUCGCUCAACAGAACAUCUAUGUUCCACGAAAUGUCUUCACCACCCGGAUUGGAAUGUCAGCGGCUCACGCAACCAGUAAAGCUGGUAGAAGAGCAGGCGGAGCAAGCAAACCUCGAAAUAAGACGUAACUCCUUUAUUCCCUUCAGCCCUACAGUUGUUGAAGCUCUGGAGCAAUGUGAUAUCGAAACAGUCCGGAGGCGACUUGAUGAAGUAGUGAAGCAGGGGCAUCCAGAUACCGGAUGGGCUGCUAUGCACACCGUGUGCCACUCCACCAAGUCGCCAAAGCUUAAAAUUGAGAUCAUCAAGCUCCUGCUAGAGAACGGUGCAGAAGUUAACGAGGCGAUGGGGAACGAAUUCUGGACUCCGUUGCACGCAGCGACUGCGGAAGGGGAUGUAGAAGUUGUGCGAUUCUUACUUGAAAAUGGGGCCCGUAUUGAUGCUGAGGAUGGCCGUUGCGGGACCCCCUUAACGAUAGCUAUUAGCUUCGGAUAUGUGGCCGUAGUCGACCUCCUGUUAGUACAGUGUGGAUCUAACCUUAGGAUUCAGCAUGGGGAUCAUGAAAUAAUUCUGUUACAUUACGCUGCUACAACGAGCCAUGUCGGUGUAAUUGAGCUGCUAUUGGCAAGAGGAGGCUUAAAAGACUUGGAAGCAAAGAACGACGGUGGAGAAACGCCGCUACUUUGCUCUUUGUCCCUGGAUGCUGCAAAUUUCUUCCACAACGAUGACGACUUUAAAGCGACAGAAAAGGUAGUAGAAACGUUGAUCUGCGCUGGUGCUAAUCUCUCUGCAAGAGAUAGCUCUGGAAGAAGCGUCCUUCAUGGUGCUGCCAGAUAUGGGUUCCAUGCUGUCGUUUUGAAAUGUUUAGACAAUGGAAUGGAUAUUAAUGAUGACGGCGGGGGAAUACCACAACCUGUGGGGUGGCAUAGAGACGGGUUCCACUGUACCCCACUCCAACUUGCUGUCUGGGGAGCACAUUUAGAACUCGUGCAGCUUCUACUCAGCUUUGGUGCCAAUCCCUCCUUGCCAGAUUACGAAGGCAAGCACCCGCUCCACUACUUAUUAGAGGGAUGGGACUGGAUAAAGAAUGAUCAGGGGCAGGACCCUAGUCGGGCAUUUGCUAACGCCGUCUCCAUCGCCCGGAUCCUCCUCGACAAUGGAGCUAUCAUAGACGCCAAAGACAACAAACACUAUACGCCCUUCCACCGCGCCGUGGAGGUUGACCCAAAUUGCCUUCCAGUGCUAGAAUUCCUCCUCGUACGAGGUGCAGCUAUAAACACAUGUUCAGACUCUCCGAUUAGUGGCACACCUCUCCAUAGCGCAUGUUCUGAGCCAGUAUGUCUGCGCUUUCUUCUUCAGCACGGAGCGGAUGUGCACAUGCGAGACGUGCAAGGAGCAUCAGCGCUGCAUAGAGCGAGCCAGGACGGCUGGAAAGAAUCGGUUAGCUUGCUGUUAGAGAGCGGUGCUGAUGUGAAUGCGCAAGACGUCGCAGGGAGAGUUCCGCUACAUUACGCUUCGAGGUUCUUGAGGAAGGAUUGUUUAGAUCUGUUAAAGCGCUAUGGAGCUAAUGAGACGUUGCGUGAUUUGCGAGGGAGCUUGCCGGGAGACUAUCUUGCUGUUGAAGAGAAGAAAUUUGAGACGAAGAAGGCGCAGGAUGCUCUAGGUCGAGGAAGAGGUGGUUUUGGAAGAGGAAGGAGAUAAGGCGUAUUUCGGAUGUUGUCUCUUUGGUCCUUUUCACCAUCUAUGGAGCCGUUUAUCGAUUAUUCCUCAGCCUACUGAGGAAAGGCGCGAUGGGUAUUCAGAUACGGUUGUCCAGCCACCAACCGGCGCUGUUCUUGCAAAGGGUACAACCCCGUACUGUGGCUCUUUCUACCAAGUCACGGCUGGGACAGCCUGUGCGGAAAUUAGUCUGGCAAAUUCUAUUCCGUAUGCUCUGUUCCUGGAAGUAAAUCCAUCUCUAUCAAAGUCAACCUGCAACAGCGAUCUCAUCGAUAACUUGUACUACUGCGUUGCGCCUUACUAUCGCUGGCGCGAAAUGGGACCGUCGUCUACAACCACAGCAUCCUCUACAGCCACUACUUUUGUCACCCCUACAACCCCUCAAACUACAACUAUGGCUACUUCCUCAACCGUUCCUAUUAUUAGCUCAACCACAUAUCCAGCCGCCCCUGCUCCUACUAGCACUGGUACACCGCCUCAGUGCAAUUCUUGGUAUACCAUUAAGAAUGGAGAUACGUGCGACACAAUCAAUUCUGCGUACGGAAUCUCACGAUCACAAUUGGUCAUCUGGAACGGUUAUCUUAAUACUGCCUGUGAUAAUCUCUCUAUCGGAUACUCUGUCUGUGUAGCAAGCCCUCUGGUGUUCUAAUUCUAGAUUUCCCUUAGGUGCUACGUAGGUGUUACAACUUCACGAACUCUGGCGAAUCAAAUUAUACUUUCGAACCAAGACACUACGAUGACAGUUGAGCUUUGUUAGCAAACAUGUCGAUCGAAUGGAUAUACUUUCGCUAGCCUCGAAUACGCCCACUAAUGUUAGUGUGCUAACUCCAUACUGAAUAAUGGCCCUGCGACAUCAGGCUGUACCAGUCCAUGCCUAGCAAACACUGUCGAGAUGUGCGGUGGCAGUAACAGGAUUAAUGUAUACUCAAUCGGCGAUGAUACGAUUGUUGGAUGUUAUGUCGACUCUUCUAUGUCACGUACUCUAAGAAACCGUGUUGCGGUUCCAAAGGAAACAACAAUAAUGACACACUAAGUAUGAGCUGGUUAUCAAAUUUCUAGCGUUGAGUACAAAUGGGAAUGCUACUGUGAUAACUUUAUCAACGGCGCUGUUGCCUCGAGUGGAUGUGAUAUGACAUGCGCUGGUAACUUAAACCAGAUCUGCGGAGGUUCAAAUCGCAUAACCAUAUUAGCAAGACCGCAGUCUAGAUAUGUUGGUUGCUUCUCAGAUUCAGCCACGGCUCGCACGCUAGCAAAUAGAUAUUCCAUUGCGAAUGAGGGCGCAAUCAUGACGGUUGACCUAUGUCGGAAUACCUGUAGAACCGCCGGUUACAUAUACUUAGGCGUUGAGUUUGGCUAGCAGUGUUUCUGUGGCAAUUCCAUUCAAACGACAGGCACCAUCAGUACAGGGUGUACUAUGGCCUGUGCAGGCAAUGCGACUCAGAUCUGUGGCGGAUCUAACAGAGUGAGUAUAUACUCGUUAUAAUUAGAGGUAUAAUAGAAAUCACACGCAGAGUAAAGAUGGAAAAUCUGAUUAGGAGAAAUUGAAUAGUUGAAGCGUGUACCAUUUUAGACUUAAUGACAGCGUCUUUUCUUGCGAGGGGUUAGCUUAACGCUAUGCAAUACCUAAUAGACCUAGCAAUGGUCGUGAAGUGGGAAAGAGAAGGUAAACAGGAUACACAUUAAACUAAAGGCGUAAAUUCAAGCAGGGAAUAAUGGCAUCAUAUUGCAAAAAUUAGCCUAGUUUAUCG
This is a messenger RNA of Pseudogymnoascus verrucosus, 3550 nucleotides long. RefSeq lists its product as uncharacterized. Gene Ontology annotation, molecular function: protein binding. Lineage: Eukaryota; Fungi; Ascomycota; Leotiomycetes; Thelebolales; Thelebolaceae. The coding region runs from base 105 to 1784 and encodes 559 amino acids. The transcript has a single exon. The record is from RefSeq and is a predicted model, not a curated record.